AUGAACAGAGUAGUUAAGGAAGUUACCAUUUCACAGUGCAUUAAAAAUUGGGAACACAAAACGGGGAAAAAAAUAAGCGAAGAAGAAAAUGUCAGUUUUAUUUGUAACAUUCCACUAAUAGAAAAAUUAGACCAAAGUAUAAAUACGUUGGAAAAAUGUAAACGUUUAUCUUUGUCUACUAAUAGGAUCGAAAAAUUUGUUCCCAUGUCUGGGCUAAAAAUAUUGUCAAUUGGAAGAAAUUGUAUUAAAAAACUCCAAUUCUUAGAAGAUAUAAGUGGGACACUAAAACAAUUAUGGAUAUCAUAUAAUAAUAUUGAUAAGUUAGAUAAUUUGCAAUCUUUAAAAAAUUUGCAAGUUUUAUAUUUAUUUCAUAAUAAAAUAAAAUGCCUUGAGGAAAUUGACAAAUUGAACACUUUACCUGAACUAAUUGAGCUAGGACUUAAAGGAAAUCCAAUAUAUGAAGGAAGAACCAAUGAAUACAUGAAGUUAGUCAUUUUGAAAAAGUUGCCUCAAUUGAAAGUGGUAGACAAUGAAACGAUAACAGAAAAGCAGAGAAACGAUGCCCUUACAAUUGAAGUGGUUUAA
This is a messenger RNA of Plasmodium yoelii, 585 nucleotides long. Its product is annotated as dynein light chain 1, putative. Gene Ontology annotation, molecular function: protein kinase binding. NCBI's taxonomy places the organism in Eukaryota, Apicomplexa, Aconoidasida, Haemosporida, Plasmodiidae. Gene Ontology annotation, cellular component: cytoplasm. The coding region runs from base 1 to 585 and encodes 194 amino acids. The record is from RefSeq and is a predicted model, not a curated record. The transcript is spliced from 6 exons.